Cornus florida is the source of this 1586-nucleotide messenger RNA. RefSeq names its product high mobility group B protein 3-like. The record is from RefSeq and is a predicted model, not a curated record. The coding region runs from base 727 to 1116 and encodes 129 amino acids. The transcript has 6 exons. Lineage: Eukaryota; Viridiplantae; Streptophyta; Magnoliopsida; Cornales; Cornaceae.
UUACUUAAAAAAAAAAAAAAAACAGUAUACAGUGUUUAAUUUUCUUCUCUAAGCUGAUUAGAGGCCCAUGCCUUUUAGUGUGUGUUGAUGUCAUAAUCCAUGUUUAGUUGGAACCAUAGUUUGACGUGACGUCGGUUUUUAAUCAUUUUUCAACACACACCUCCAUGAAUCGGUCGGUAGACUGUGACCUCCUCGCAAGGAUAGUGCUAUUGCAUUGGAAUAUAAUUGCCACAAACGAUAAGGCCCAAGAAUCAAUUGAAAGAUUCUAGGAAAAUAUCUUAUUCACGGUAGGUGGUACCUAUCAUUUUAAUUGCCCCAUAAUUAGACUAUAUACCUUAUUCUUACUAGAUUAAGAUUUUCCAUAGACCUCAAGUCUUAGAAUGCAUAAAGGAAACGAUUUCUUUUGGCUUAAUUCUAUCACUGCUAGGGUGUAUUUGAUCCUAUAGACUCGGUUAUGAACACUAAGCUCUAUACCUGAACAUAAAGUCUCAAUUGUAGCCCUUUGCUUUAAGAAAUUUCUGUCCAGCUUGAUGAUUUUUAAUCCAGAUUGGACCAAGUUUCAUAAAGUUCUAUAUAAUCUCGUGAAAAAACCAGUUUGAAUGAAGAUUAGGCCUGCCCUGUGGUGCCCCUUAGUUGUCAACUAAUUGUGCACAAACACCACUUCCUCCUUCAAAAGCCCAGUGAAAAGCAUACACAGUUGAAAGAAAUGGUCAAAUUCACUUUUUAAUGGGGGAAGAGUUCAGAAAGCAGUUCAAAGAAAAGAAUCCCAACAACAAAUCAGUUUCUGUUGUAGGCAAAGCUGGUGGUGUCAAAUGGAAGUCAAUGUCUGAUGCUGAGAAAGCACCCUAUGUAUCCAAGGCAGACAAGCGGAAGAAGGAUUACAAAAAGAACAUGGACGCCUAUAACAAGAAAUUGGCUCAAGGUACAAAUGCAUCUGAGGAUAAAAAUGAGGAGUCUGACAAGUCCAGGUCUGAAGCCAAUGAUGAGGAUGAUGAAGGAUCGGAGGGCAGUGGAGAGGUGGAAGAUAGCGAGUACUUUUGGUGGAUUCUGUAUGAUUGGCGGGCACUUUUGGUGUUUGGUGGCUUCCUAUCCCUUGCUCUUGUUACUGCAUUUUGAUGGAUUCUGGUGACAAGUAUGGACACUUUUGGUGUUUGGUGGCUUCUAUGUUAAUCCCUUGCUCUUGUUACUGCAUUUUGAUGGAUUCUGGUGACAAGUAUAUUGCCCCUGCCCUUUCAUUUUGUUUUGCCGGCCAAUUUUAUGGUAUAGUUGACAAAAUUUGUGGAGCAAGCUGACCGUUCACUUGGUUUGAAUGAAGCUCUUAGAUUGUGGGAAAAAAAAAGAGUUCAUGUAUGCUUUUAGUACUAUUCCUUAAAAGGCCUUCUGCAAUGGGUUUUUGUAGUCGUUGAAUGAGUUAAAAGUCACAUAGGAAAAUCAUUGCAAUCGGUACAAAGUCAUAGGAAAAUAAUUGCUUCAAUGUACUAUUCAUUUCUUCUCUUUUCUUUCUGAAAAUAUCUGUAGGACUUCUGAAGUCAACUUCAUGAUGAUACGGGCUUUUGAAAUUAACUUCAUUAUGAUACCUGAUAAAA